Molecule: messenger RNA, 2342 nt
Organism: Owenia fusiformis
Lineage: Eukaryota; Metazoa; Annelida; Polychaeta; Sabellida; Oweniidae
Source: the annotation of a GenBank genome assembly
CAAAAUCACAAUGGUAUCUAGAUGUUUUGAAAGUGAAAGCAGGAUUUAAGAAAUAUCAUUCAUGUGGAUUAAUAUGUAUAUGAAUUUGUGGUCUGUUUGAUAACAAAAAUCGAAUGAAACCAUGGAUUAACCAACAGACCAAGGGCAGAAACUAAAGUUGAAUAUUCCAGUAACAACAUGUUGGACGCAAAAGUGAUACACUCGGCUUUUCUAAUCUCACGAACUUUUAUUUGAUCGAACAAAACUGUCCAGCUAUGUGCAACUCGUUUUAUGGCUGAGUAUCUGGGUUUGAUUGAAGUGUCUUUACACAAACAAACCCAUGUGUCGAAGUGUCAUGAGAGAGUGAUCUAGUGUCGUUUGGAUUUAAAGGAAUUUAAACAUAAAUGGAACCCGUUUCUGAUACCAGUUUACAUGAGACAUGCUUCUAUGGUUCAGAGCGAGAAAUCAUCUCAUUACUAGACGCUGGUGAAGAUGUCAACAGAUACAAUGAAGACGGAUUCACCCCACUACACAUUGCAGUACAACGCCCAGAUCAUCUUGCCUGUAGUGUCACAAAUCUGCUCGUAGGUAGAGGUGCUGAUGUUAAUGCUAUAACUUUGGGCGAGGGAGAAACGUGUCUGCAUCUUCUUGCAAGGCUUAUAGAAACAAGACAGGCUGCAGAUGUUGCGCUCACUCUCUUGCUGUUGAAGGCGGAUUCAUCCCUGAGAGACAGGAAACUUAGGACAGCGUACGACUAUGCCAUUUCCAAGGAUAAAGGAGCUUUAGCUGAUAUUAUUUGCCCGGAUGUCAGAGCAAACUCUCGACCAGAUACAGCCGACCUUGAGGACAUGAAAAAGAAUGCAUCGGCUGCAAAUUUAGGGGAUAAACUGACCAGAGCGGUUAUAACUGGAAAUAAGGAAGAUACCAAUGCGUACAUCCAAAGUGGGGCGAAUCCUGAUUUUAUCAAUGAGAAUGGUGCUGGUGCUAUUCAUUAUGCUGUAACUCAUUGUCCAACAGAUCGUAUUGAUUUUAUUACAAUUCUUUUGGAAGGUGGUGCCGAUGUUAACCUUCGAGACCAUGAGGAUGAUACAGCCCUUAACCUUGCAAUCAAAAUGCACAAGUCGCGUCCUAUGGAAGAGACAGAGGCAAUCGUCAACAAACUACUUCACCUUGGUGCUAAUAAGGCAAUUAAAGAUAUAGAUGGGCGGGAUGCAGCGGACGUCGCAAAACAAAGAAAGCUGCUCAAUAUUUUAGAGUUGUUGUCUCCUCCAACAAGUCCAGUCCGACAAGAAUCCCCGGUAAAAACUGAAACGCCCAACCCUCCCAAAACUCCUGCAAAAACUAAAACACCAAGCCCGCCCAAAACUCCUGCAAAAACAAAAACACCAAGCCCGCCCGAAACCCCGGUAAAACAUAAGACACCCAUUCCGCCAACUCCAGCUCCUAAGACUCCAGUUCUAGAAGACACGAUAGAUGAAAUUGAAAAUGUUAGACCUUGGGGCAAGGACCCCAACAUAAGAAAUGACGAGGGGAGGUGCCCAAUUCAUGAGAUACUUGAAGAUAAGUCAUUCAAUGAAGACAAAAUCAUUUCUCUUCUUCCGUUACUAAUAGAGGAUGGAGCAGAUGUUGAUGCUACAGUGACAACUUCAGGUGAUACAGCCCUACAUAUGGCGACAUCCAGGGGAAUGGUGAAUGUAGUCAGAAAAUUACUUGAUCUUGGUGCAAACGAGUCCAUCGAAAAUAAGCUUGUCAAAAUGCCAUAUGAUGUUUCCAUCGACAAUGGUUUUGAUGAGAUAGCAGAGGUUCUUAAAAACAGAAUGGUUGUGAGAGGAAAAUGGCAGAAAGCUACAAAAAAAGCUAAAAACUGUGUUAUUCUUUAGUCAUUACAGUAUAGGCUGUAUAUGAAAUAUAUAUUAAUAAAACAUAAUGACAAUAAAACAACUAAAAAUGCAUUUAACUCUACUUCUAUGCUUCCAUGCACGUAGAAUCUAGUUAUAAAUUAGAAGCUCUCUUUUAAAAAGCGAAGUUGUGCGGAUGCAACGGGUACCUCUGUGCAUUUGUUGAAAUUUUAAUUCGUCCUCAUUUUUAUUGUCUAGUUGUGGCGAUCCCGUGCUUAGGAUUCACGACCAGGAAACACGAUCUCAAAUUAACAUUAUGACAUGUAUGAAGCUUAUUUGGGUACCCUGGCAUUUAGGCCCAUUGACUGAAGAAAUUAUUCGUUAAACAAUUCUACUAAUUAUAAAAAAUAAAAAAGACCCAAAAUUAGCGUGGUUAAAAUGAUAGAGCCCUCAUUACGUUUGUUGAAGGGGCACACGUAAUAGGUAUAUAGGUACAAAGUGUAUAUAUGUCAUUCUGUUCCAAUG